Molecule: messenger RNA, 1875 nt
Organism: Amaranthus tricolor (Joseph's coat)
Lineage: Eukaryota; Viridiplantae; Streptophyta; Magnoliopsida; Caryophyllales; Amaranthaceae
Product: protein IQ-DOMAIN 3-like
Exons: 4
Coding region: 158-967 (269 amino acids)
Molecular function (GO): protein binding
Source: RefSeq, a predicted model, not a curated record
CUUUCAUUAUCAAACUCAAAUAUUCCAUUACUCUUCUCUUCUCUCUUAAUUCCCCCAAUCUUCAAAUUAUAUUACAUAGACUUAGAUAAGCCUCCGAUAACGAGUCCAUCCUUCUUGCCUUUUUGAAGGAUUUUGAUUUUAUGCAACCAACAAAGAGAUGGGUAGAAAAGGAAAUUGGUUAUCAUCAAUGAAGAAAGCUCUCCAUACUGAGACAAUGGAGAAGAACAACCAGAAAACAGGAAUGUCAAAAAAGAAAUGGUCUAGGAAGAAAAAGCGACCGAGUUGUAGCACAACACCAGCAGAAUCUGCUCCUCCAACAACAUUACCGACUACAGUUACUCAUCAUGUUCUUAAAGAACCAGAAAAAUUGAGUGUGUCAGAUAAAGAACAGACCAAACAUGCCUAUAAUGUGGCUCUAACUACUGCUAAAGCUGCCGAGGCUGCUGUUUUUGCUGCUCAGGCUGCUGCUGAAGUCAUUUGUUUAACUGCUGCUCCUCCUGCUUCUGCUCCUGUUUCUGCUGGCAAGUCUAAGGAGGAAAUUGCAGCCCUCAAGAUUCAAACUGUUUUUCGAGGAUAUAUGGCUAGGAGAACAUUACGAGCUUUACGAGGAUUGAUGAGGCUGAAAACAAUGAGGCAAGGACAGGCAAUAGAACAUCCUGCAGCAAAUAUUCUAAAAUCAAUGCAAGCAUUAGCACGCGUGCAGACACAGGUGCGUGAGAGUAGACAGAAGAUGGCUGAGGAAAAUCUAGCUCGACAGAAACAGAUUCAGCAAAAACAUACAAAAGAUCAAGCCAAGGAGCUCGAGAAAUCACAAGUGGGUAAUUCCGUCACAAUGAUUUUCAUUUUCUCGAGAAUAUAUAUUAUGCGGUUUUAUGUUUUUCAUUUUACUUGUAGUGAUGGCAGAAAGAUACACAGCAAAAUGGAGAUGGAAAUUGGGACAGCAGUGGAAAAACAAAGGAACAGAUAGAAGCAAAGAUGCAAAGCAGACGUGAGGCCACCAUUUGGAGAGAAAGAACUCUAGUUUAUGGAUUUUAACAAUCUUUACUGGGGCUGGUGCUGGUUAGAACGAUGGUUAGCUGCAAGACCAUGGGAAACUGCACUCCUCUUGACAAAGACUAGCAAUAAUAAUUCCCCUCGUAUUAAGACCUCAAAUUCUGGGGACAAGAUCACUAAAUGCUAUACUCGUCACACCACAAAACUGAAGGGCCUUUGCUGACAUCCAUUUCUGAACAACCCCGUUCAACUGCUGGGCGCUCGUCUACCUCUCAUGCUCCUUCAAAGCACACUGAAAAAACCCAAAGUUGAAAUCCUCGAUCCCAAGGCAAGUUCAAGAAUGAGCAUGUGGGGUACAGACGACGAUGCAAGAAGCAUACUAUUGGUGUAAAUUUAGAACAAUCAGUCAGGGAUGAUGUAGAGAGCCUAGCAAGUUCGCAGACUGUUCCGACUUACAUGGCUCCUACUGAAUCAGCAAAGUUUAGAUCACGAUUAGGAGGCGAUUCAAAGAGGGAAAGAAUGUCAUGCCUGACAGAAUGUCUGUUAAGAAAAGGGCUUCUCGGCCUGCUUCUCAUGCUAGAUCAAGGCGCUCGACUUCCUCCACUGCUGAUGCUAAUUCUAUCUCUUGAGUAUGCUUAGAAACCUUGUAACUAACUGCAACAUCCUGAUUCAUGCUUUAUAUUACCUGUUUGCUAUGGUGCUGUGAAAGUGUUUGCUUUUGGGUUAUUAGUUCUUUUAGCAUAGUCUACAGGUCUGUAAUUGUUUGUUAUACAUUGAUCAGCUUGUUUUACAUUAAGAAUAUAUAAUGCAUGAUGAUAUUGUAAUGAUCACUGUAAUCUUUCUGAUCUGAUUGAUAUACCAAGAAUACCGUUGAGAAUUCCA